ACCCCCAAGUGUGUAUUCUAUGUUGUGCUUUGUAACGUUGCGCCAAAUAAUUGAGUUCGGAGCGUGGUUAAGAGGUAGACAGCUGGCUCAAUAACGUUAGCUGUUUAUUGAAAAGAUUAUUUUUUGUUUCAACAUUGUCAGUGGACCAGCUAGCUAAAUUGGCGUGGGAGAUUGAGAAGCACCAUGAGCGAAGAGGAGCAGUUCGUGAACAUUGACCUGAACGAUGACAACAUCUGCAGCGUCUGCAAGCUGGAGACGGACACGGAGACCCUGUCCUUCUGCCACGUCUGCUUUGAGCUCAGCAUCGAGGGCGUGUCCAGCUCCACCCUCCUGCACUCGAAGUCGCUGCGCGGCCACCGGAACUGCUUCGAGAAGUACCACCUGAUCGCCAACCAGAAGCUGUCCCGCAACAAGGCCCAGCGGAGCGCCUACCAGGGGGUGAAGACGGCCCUGAGCCAGAAGAUCAGCCGCAUCGUGCAGUACGCCCAGAACCGGGAGGCGGGCUCCGAGCCGGGCCGGCGGGGCGGCCGGCACCAGCUCCUGUGCUGCAGCCAGCAGGGGGACCGCACGCUGGUGCCCCAGUCCGACUCCCGCGUGCCCCGCUACGCCCCCCGCUGGGCCGAGGGCGCGGGCGUGGCCGCGGGGCUCCCCGACCGCGGCCGGGCCGCCGAGGAGCUGGCGCUGGGGGGCGGAGUCCUGGGCGCCGGGGGGUGCGGCCUGUGGGCCGGCGGCAAGCGGGCGCUCCACCAAUCGCAGAAGCAGGGCGUGGCCUCGGCCGGACACAGGCAGCACAAACGCCCGGGCCUCAGCAGAGAGGAGUUGGCCGGGAUGAGCACCGAGGAGCUGGGCCAGUUGAAAGGACAGCUGCUUCUGCAGAUUCAGAAGGUGUUUGAGGAGCUGACGUCGGCUGUCCAGGACAAGGACUCCCUGGCCUCGGAGCUCCACGUCCGCCACAUUGCCAUCGAGCAGCUCUUCAAGAACUGCGGCAAGCUGCCCUGGCUGCAGAUCGGCAGGGCGGGGGUCAAGGCCAGCAACACGCCGGUCGAGUGAGGCGUACCGCCAAGACCAUCGCCUGACCAAAAACAAACAAACAAACAAAAAAAAAGCCCUAAUCUAAGCGUGCUGUCCCGUCUCCUCCUGGCCCAUCCCGCCUCCACGCACCCCCUCGAAUCAGGCCGCCCACACUGCCUAGGGCUGUUCGGGUCGCUGCCCCGCCCGGUUUUCACACGCCUCUGUUCUUAGCGGAACGAGACUGUUCUUAGGACCGUGACGAAACCGCGCGGGAAGGUUGCUUUACUUUGUUUGCACACAAAUAGAGGCGGGGUUAAUGGGUAUAACCUGCCUUCAGCAGGGGACUGAGAAGGACGGGCCUGUGCUGUACUCGGUGUUCGGGACAGAAAGGGCCGGGACGAAGAGGAGGGCAGGGUCCUCCAGUCCAGUAGACCCUCAGACGGGACGUGAGGCUGGACGUGAACAGCUUUUUAUUUUAGGAGCCUUAUUGGGGCGCCUGUCUUCUAUGCAGGACCGCGACGGUCAGCGUCGUAGCGUUCCGUGUUCCUUCAAGUUGUCUAAACAUUUGUCAUUUUUUCUUUUUCUUUUAUGAAACCAUUUUGUGAAUCUACACCAAAAACAAGACGUUUGAACUACCUGCGUGAUCGGGGGCUGUACGGCCAUGUGUGCGCAAAUGUAGGACAGUUUUAAUCAUGAUUUUAGUUGUUAAACUGUUUUUAUUAUUGUCCUUGUUUUUAGUCUGCAGCCUUGCUUGUUUUAUCUAUUUAUUUCCAAUUGCAGUACAAAUCAGUGUGGCAGUUGGGACCUUUUAGUGUCUGUUAUGUUGGACUGUUGGUGCUCGGGGGGGGGGUGUUAACGAUGUUGAGGCCCAGCACAGCCCUGAAGGGGGACUGCUAUCGCGUUCCCUUCUGGACCAAGUUUGCAGUGCAUUCUGGGAGGCCGCCGCCUGUGCAGUUGCCUUAUUAUCCCGACGUUGAGUUGACUGGUUCUGCCGUUGCUGUGGUAACUGCCCCAGAGUUGAGUGGUUUAAUCAGUUGAGUGGAACUUCUUAAUUAGAGCUGGGGGGGGGGAGCUGGCCCCUCCCGUUUCGAGGGAGAAAUCCAAGCGCAAGGAGUCUGCUUUACAAAUUGGUUGGUUUGGAAGUGUUCAGAUAACCCUUACUGGUGUUUUACUGAAGGGAAUGUUUGUGUGACUGCGGAACAGUUAUAUGAUUUUUCUGCUUUGCUGUUUAGUACUGCAUCAUGUAGAAGUACAGGAUACGGGUUGGAUCAGUUUGCGGAUGGCUUCAGUAGAAAGCUCAUGGCUGGAAAGAGAGAGCGUAUGUAUUUAUUAGUGGUUGUAGUUUACAUAUUUAAUUUGCAUUAGUUUUCCUCUUUUUGUCAUUGUAACCUUUUGCGGUGUGUAUCAGUUUUGUUGGUGGGGAUUGCACAUUUAGGAAUGUUCCAGAUUUAAUUUGGUUUCGUUUUCUGAGUAUUUAAAAUAUUGCAUCGUACUGCUGAUCAGGAAGUCGUAAGGAAGGAAACGCCUUUCCCAGAGUGCUGCGCACAAUAGAGGUUCAACUUUGGUUCACACGUUUCAUCUGGAAAAAUAAUUACCGGUUAAAACCUUUUUCUUUCGGUUUUGCUUUCUUGUACUUGAGCGUGAAUGACACUUGCAGUUGGAUUUUUCAUUAUAACGAAACUUGCAGUUGAAGAUGGUCAGACAUUCUAACAGGCACAGAAACUUGCUGAAUAUCCUAACAUUGCUGUUAUAUAAUUGACAGUAUUUCUCUUUCUCGCAUAACAACUUGGACCAUAUUGAACACCAAAUGUACAGUCUGUGAAAAACAAAACCUGUACAAUUCAAUGGUACCAUUAAGUGUUACAAGAAGUAUUACAGGAUGACUUUUCAACAUAUUCUCUAAGUAUUCAUUUUCCCCUGUUCCAACUUGAUGUUCUUAUUGAAUUUUGCAAUUUUCAAACAUUUUUGUUAUUGUUUGCUUGCAAUUUUAACUGUUCUGUGGCUGUAUGGUUAUGGAGUUGUUUGUGAUUUUUCUGUUCAAUUCUCGUUUUCAUGUUUUUAUUUAGCCCGCUCAGUGCAACCACAUCAUUUUAGAGUUUCAGAUAGGCCUAGGUUUGGCCUGCUGUUUUUGUUCCUUGUUCGUAUUCCCAUCAUGUUACUGGAUAGAAAAUGAGUCCAGUGCCCUCUGCUGGCCGUCGAGCAGUGGUGCACUUUCUGUCAAACAUAAUAUUUUCUCAUUGGGUUUUCCUUACAAAUUUCAUUUUUUAAAAUAUAUUCAUAAAAACAAAAAACUAGUAAAUAUGUAUUCACCCCAAUUUCAUUCUCUCUUCAUAAGAGAAAUUAUAUUUGACCCUUUGGGGUUUAAAGAAAGGUUUUUUUUACUUCAGACAAAAAGGAUAAGGUGAAGGUUUUUGUUUGCAUGCAUGAAAUGGUUGAUUUAAUGGUGUGUUGCCGUACAACUGUAGGCCUUUCAUUGCAGGUGGCUGCCCAACCCCCAUCCGAAAGUUUUCAGAAGAUUUAUCCUGCUGACCGCUUUCCUGAGCAGGUGUCUGCCUUGUUUCAAAUGUGUAUGCUGUGUCACAAGUUUCAGUUCAUUCUCAGUAGUGGGUAAUCUCAUCAAUGUGUACAUUUUGCUAUUUUUUUCUUUUCCUUUUUCAAAGUUUGAUACAUAUGUAUUUCAGAGGCCUGGUGAGAUUGGUGUGUGUGUGUGUGUGUGUGCGCGCGUGCGUCUCUGAGACUUUUCCAUUAAACAUGCAAUAAUUUGUGUUUGUGGAGCUUUACUGCCUGUGUGAAAUUUGUGUGCAGUUAUUUGUAUUUUUCCUAAGAAAAAUAAAACUUAUUUUCUUACA
Anguilla rostrata (American eel) is the source of this 3860-nucleotide messenger RNA. It is a transcript of the gene c9h21orf91, whose product is annotated as chromosome 9 C21orf91 homolog. The transcript has 5 exons. Lineage: Eukaryota; Metazoa; Chordata; Actinopteri; Anguilliformes; Anguillidae. The coding region runs from base 184 to 1050 and encodes 288 amino acids. The record is from RefSeq and is a predicted model, not a curated record.